This is a messenger RNA of Pseudo-nitzschia multistriata, 3671 nucleotides long. NCBI's taxonomy places the organism in Eukaryota, Bacillariophyta, Bacillariophyceae, Bacillariales, Bacillariaceae. The record is from the annotation of a GenBank genome assembly.
AUAUUCCUGCAUUUCUUGUUGUACUCUGUAGGGGUUUUGCCAUCUUCGCAUAGAUGACUGACUGGAUACGCGUGCUCGUUCAUGAUUUCACCAAGCAGUCGGUAGUUCAUUAGUAGUGGCCCAUAGAAAUGCUCUUCCCACCACAAUUCCAUGGUCUUCUCACUUAUUGCAUCCCAGUCAAUUGCUCUAUCGAGCGCUCUAUGAAACUUGUAAUCAAUGUUAUACCUGACACUGAUAUUGUCCAUCGCCAUYACACAUACCCGAUAGUUCUCUUCUCUCAUUUCUUUCUGAGUAGGCAAUGCUCUCUGUCCCGUUAUGUAUCUCACCAUCAUCCAUGCGGCUAUGUCAAUUUCGAUYAAGGGCGUAUCGGUAAAUUGAAGUAAAAAGAACAUCAUGUUUGGAUUUUCAGUCGAUAUGCAUCCGCGGUAUAGCUUAGGGUAAUCCGAGUAAAAAUAGUCUGAAGCUUUAUACAGAUAUUUUGCUGGUUUGACAUGCCCAAAGUCCUUUCCCACUGUUGCGUCAAGAAAUUUGCUUUCCUUCAUUCUCCAAUCGUCCGGGACUGCAAAAUACCAAUCAUCAUCACAUUCUUUAGCGUCAACUGCUUCACUCAAGGAACUAUCAAGCAUGCUCAAGUUUGGUGAAUACCCAGUACAGAAGAUGACGGUGUCGAUAUUCUUCAAGAUUAUCUCGUCUUUCUUCUUCCAAAUCUUGUAAGAUUGAUGAUAGACAUCUCGAUAGACAUAAGYUAGAGUAACUGUGUUCCCUUCCACUUUCUUUACAGUUGUGUCAGCGUAUGGUUUAACCUUAUUGUAUGGCCAUUGCUCGACGUGGUUCAUUUCUUUAUUUUCGCUUCGAAAGGUACAAUGUAUCUGAGAGACACCUUCCUUUAUGGCCAUCAGAGUUAAAUCUUCUGCCGACAAGCCACCUCCCACGAUCAAGACAUUUUUGCCAUCAACAUCCCGUUUGAAGUUCGUCGUAUCGCUAGAAUGAACAAUAGGACCCUUGAAACCACCUUUUCUGAAAAGAUCAACAGUUUUCUGUGGCAUAUUAGGGAUUCCAUUGACUCCCCCAGCCCAGAUGCACUUGUCGAAGAAUUUGGUUUCUUCGAUUCCCGAGUUUUCGUUUCUCGUGUGUACGCGGAAUUUUUUGGUGUUGGCGUCACUGCCGUCACCUUCUAUGUAUUGAACAUUCAAUACGGUUGUACGGAAGGAAAAAUAUUUGUCGAAGAAGUUUGGACAAUUUUUCGUGCAUCGUCCCAGGAUGUAUUCCAAGACGAAUUUCCUCGGAAGAAACGUUGGCAUCUCGACUUUCCCGAAGUGGUCCACGAAUGUGUAGUCUGGAAAUUCGAACAUUUCCUUUGGUCCGUUUGUCCACAGCGCCGAAUACAUGUUUGGGGUUUGGUUCACCGGUUUGGUUGAGAUCUCGCACAAACCCGARGAUUGGUUUUUCACGCUUCCCUCGACUUUCAUCUUCUUUUGUUCGGGRCGCAUCUGUGCGUUCUCAAAAUCUUCCUCCUUYUUUUCUUCGGAAAAGGACAGAAUGUCCGCCGGCCUGGCAUCGGUAUAGCUGGAGCCGGCGGAUUCCGUCUCUUCGUGGAUGCGAUCGGAUCUCCAAACUCCACCAGGCCCCGGCGCUCGUUCAUAACAGGAGACGAUYGGAAAUCCGCUCACGUCGCCUCCACUUGCUAACAAUUCCUUCUUCUGCAUUUCCAGGGCGUGGCACAAAAACAUGGCGCCAGGCCCUCCACCAAUCACGGCAACCGUUGGAGGAGAUAGGGGUUCGUUUCCCCCCACGGGUUCGUCAGUUGACAUGGUAUCAGGUGAAUGCACUUGUGUUUUAURUUAGGAUAUCGAAAGAAUUUGUACGGUUUURUUAUUGGCCCGUGUUUGUAUCCCAGGAGGAAAGAUAGUUGGUGCUGGGGAGAAGUUGCGCAAUGAAAAAGCAGAAGGAAUUCGAGAUCCCAAGUGGAGAACGAUGCUUUAUCGUGACGAUAAUACCCGAGAUGAAAUCUCACUAGAAAGCACCCACGCUUUCAUCGGCGUUWUGAGUUUUUCGACGAAUCACGCUGCUCGUACCGUACGAUAUUUUGAAUCUAAUACAAAGAAAAGGAAAUCCGUGGGCACCCUUMCUACAGGUACGUAGUACGUACGGAUCCCGAGGUCUCGCAUAGGUUUAUCCCGGGUUCGGCAAUGCACAAGAGUAAUUAGGUGGUCCGGAGCAGUCUGUGACCGUUGAGUGAGCGUUGGCACAUGUCAAUUCAUUUUUAUUUAAAUGAUCGAGUCGGAAAAAUGUCGACCUAAUCAUCGUUAGRUCGCUGAAAAAGAGAAAGCCAGGAUAAUACGCUACGGGAAUGGUUCGUAGSUUCCUCGUACUCAAUUCGAAAAGAAAUACAGUUCGUAUCUGUUAAAAAUGAGAUGACUUUCUUGCAGUCGUACGGGUUCAUAUGAUUUAUACUUACUUUAGAUACAGUGAUUCUUAGAAGAGUYAAGAGUCAUUCUUUACUGCUAACGGCACUUUACCGUUCCCCAGUACUUUACGUGCUUACCACUUACCAUACCAUAAAACUGGUCUGUACGAGUACGCGUACGUAACUUACAUACAGUCCAGAAGAUUUCGUUCAUUCCUGAAUUGCUUUCUGGCUAGGGGGGGGGGACGGAGGAAUUCUUACCACAAAUACGGUAUUUCUAAUUUUUAAAUGGAGGAGGAUCUCAGUCUCGAAUUCACUCAUUCACGAGGAAUUGAUUCUCUGUCGUACCUGAAAUUUGGGAACGAUUCUGAUCGUGCGCUGUUCGCUCUCCAAGUGUUAUUGAAGUACGAAAAACGAAAAUGGAACGGCAAAAUCUUUGACGUCGCUGCUCAAAAUACCCGGCGGUGUCGUUGCCAUGUCCCAACCCGUGUCAUUCGUUUGGUUCCUCAUUAGACUCUGACAAACCAUUGACGACAACAAAGCAAACCCUCACUACGAUACAAACCAGCACACCCGACAAAUUCAAAAUGAAGUCCCCCAUCUCGAUUCUCAGCCUUCUGCUCCUGGCGGUCGUCGGAUCCCAAGCAUUCACCACGCAAUCCUCCUCGUCGCUCCGAAMUUCUCCCCGAACCGCCGACACCCGACUCUACCUAGACAUCGGAUCGAUGAUCCGAAAUUUCGGCAAGAAAGCCACCGCCUCCCACAUCUUGAUCGGUCCCGUUGRGAGCAGGACCGGCAGGGGUAUGUUGCAAGAAGAUGCCAUCGCCAAGCUGACCGAACUCAAGGAAGAAAUCAACAACGAUCCUGAGAAGUUUGCCGAAUACGCGAAGGAGUACAGCUCCUGCCGAUCCUCCGCCAAGGGCGGAGACCUCGAGACCUUUGGUCCGGGAAUGAUGGUCAAGCAAUUCGACAAGAUUUGUUUCGAGGACGAAGUCGGUGUUGUUCACGGACCUAUCUCUACGGCAUACGGGGAACAUCUCAUUCUCGUCCGGGAGAGAACCGGCGACGACAAWUAAAUGCGAUGGCUACGUUCGAUUCCCGAUCGCAAGGUGCGGCACGGGGUGCGAGACGGCCGUUUCUCGAAGUUUCGAUGKCAUUGCCACACACGCUAACGCAUGGAUGUGUGGCAUACCAUGYAUCGACACCAGYAAUAGUAACGUACUUUUAUUGUAUGCCGCGUGCAUAAUUAAGAUCUCCGUUGACA